AUGGCUUUCUUCCCCCGCAACUUCUACAACUCCGACGCCUCCUUCACCCCUCUCUUCCGCCUCUUGGAGGACUUUGACAACUACUCCCGCCAAGGCAAUGGCACUCCUUCCAGCGGCGCGCGCGGCACCCACCGCAACCACGUCCCGACCUUCCAGCCAAAGUUCGACGUCCGCGAGGUCGAGGACGCCUACGAGCUCCACGGCGAGCUCCCCGGCAUGAGCAAGGACGACGUCUCCAUCGAGUUCACCGACCCGCACACCCUCCACAUCCGCGGCCGCGUCGAGCGGUCCUACACCGCCGGCACCCCACCCGCGGGCCUGCUCCAGUCUUCCGCAACUGAGAUGAGCGGCGCCAUCGCCGAUGGCAGCAACAACGACGCCGCCAGCACCACCACCAGCAGCGCUGAGCGCCCUCGCUCGCCUCACCAGGCUACCGUCGAGGAUGAGGAGGACGACGAGACAAACUCCACUGCUCAGCCUACUCCCGCCACCACCAAGGAGCCCGUCGACAACGCAAAGUACUGGGUCUCGGAGCGCAGCAUCGGCGAGUUCAGCCGGGUCUUCAACUUCCCCGGCCAGAUCACGCAGGACGCUGUCUCGGCUGGCUUCAAGGAUGGUAUCCUUUCCAUCCGGGUGCCCAAGGCUCCCAAGCACGAGACUCGUCGCAUCUUCAUCAACUAA
Colletotrichum acutatum is the source of this 681-nucleotide messenger RNA. Its product is annotated as hsp20-like protein. NCBI's taxonomy places the organism in Eukaryota, Fungi, Ascomycota, Sordariomycetes, Glomerellales, Glomerellaceae. The coding region runs from base 1 to 681 and encodes 226 amino acids. The transcript has 2 exons. The record is from RefSeq and is a predicted model, not a curated record. Gene Ontology annotation, biological process: response to heat; protein complex oligomerization; response to hydrogen peroxide.